This is a messenger RNA of Patiria miniata (bat star), 1684 nucleotides long. RefSeq names its product selenoprotein F-like (gene selenof). The transcript has 5 exons. Gene Ontology annotation, cellular component: endoplasmic reticulum lumen. NCBI's taxonomy places the organism in Eukaryota, Metazoa, Echinodermata, Asteroidea, Valvatida, Asterinidae. Gene Ontology annotation, molecular function: oxidoreductase activity. The record is from RefSeq and is a predicted model, not a curated record.
UGGGAAAAACAGGGGUACUAUACUUGUACUUUGCGCCGAUCGGAAUAAAGGGCGCCCUCAAUAUCUUCCAAGAUGGCAGACCCAUUGGGUCUUUUCGCCCUGUUUCUCUGUCUUAUACAGGUGGCCCGUUCUUCCGGCCAGUUUGAGUCUCCGUCCCCACCCCUCAGACAAGACUGCUUUGCGUUGGGUCUGUCUUCCAAUCUCUUGUGCAGCUCCUGCAGCGUCCUACCCAAUCACGGGCUGGAGUCGCUGGUGCCAGACUGCCAGACUUGCUGUCACAAAGACAACGAUGCUGAGGACCAAAAGCUUUAUCCAAAGGCAAUCCUGGAGGUGUGCAGCUGAAAAUUGGGGAGAUUUCCACAGAUCCAGGCCUUCGUCAAGGGUGAGCGGGCCCAAAAUUUUCCAAAUCUUGAGAUAAAGUUCAAGCGCGGGGCCGACCCAGCCCUGAAGUUCCUGAAUGAGAAGAACCAGGUCCAGGAAACGCUGAGCAUCGAGCGAUGGAACACGGACACUGUGGAAGAAUUCCUGCAGGAACGCCUCAUGCCAUAAAAUUAAAAGAAAGAAAAUUAUACGAUUGUUCUUAAGGCCAUGCGGAAAAGAAAACUGGUUUUGUGGUCCAAACCAAAGGAAAAGUCUCUUCAGAAAUCGGCCCAAUUUUAAUGGAGCUUAGAAUAUUUAUGUGCUAAGCGGAAAUCAGCGGGGAACCAGUCACGAGCUGUAGCACUUGCAUGGCAUUUUGGUUGGUAACCUGUUUUUGCUAAGCAGAUGUUUUCUAUGCUUAGUAAUUUCUUUGCUUUGCAGUGCUGUGAAUUUAGGCUUAUGGUCACCAAACUGUAAAAAUUUGGUUGAUUCCAUUCAAAGCAACGUGGUGGAUAACCUAUUCAACUCGUCUUCAAUUUUCUAUUUCUCCAAUUUUCUUGUUCUUCAAGGCCUUAAGAAUGAUUAAGAAUACUUAGUGUUGUGAGACACUUUUAUGAAGGCAUUGUGCUAAACCGGAACGGGGCACAGUGCCUGAUGUUCAGUGUGUCAUGACAAAUUGUAUUACUUUUGUCUGUAUAAGAAAAUAAAUGUUUUGUGUUGAGUAAACAGGUACUUUAUUGCUGCACAACGUAAAAUACAGUGCUCUUAUUGUGUUUUUUGUACUGUUCACAUAUUUAUUAUUUCAGUAACGUUAACCCUUACUAGCUCAAUUGAGUUAAAGGCAUAAUAGCAUCAUUCACAUUUAUCCCAAAAGUAACCUACCAAAUUAUUAUCAAAAAGCUUACUUGGAUUAAAGAUCGUACUGAUACUAAACACCCCGUGAAAUUACUCUGUCUGGUUUGCUGUCACUUGGAAAAAAAUCAGGAAAUGUAAAAGAUUUCCAACAAUCAGUCAAUUGACUGGGGUUUUUUGGAAUAAAAGAAUGCAGACAGAAUCGUGUUUCAAAAGGCUGUGCGUGGUUUUCACUGUUUUCCUGAAAAGUGUAAUAUCCACCGAGCUGAAACUUCCACAGGUUGGGUUUUGAACACUCUUUGGAUUUUGAGUGGUUUAAUAUUUGAAAUGAACAAAAUACAUGAAAAGCAAAUGAUCCUAUAUCCCUUUACAAUCCAGUACUUCGGCUUACUUAAUAUUCAUGUGUCCAAAGGUCAUUAUGGGAUUUGAUGGCUCAGUUUUUAAGCAAACAACUUUCCAUUGGUUUGCUAUA